Diabrotica virgifera virgifera (western corn rootworm) is the source of this 2440-nucleotide messenger RNA. RefSeq names its product 7SK snRNA methylphosphate capping enzyme bin3. Gene Ontology annotation, molecular function: RNA methyltransferase activity; O-methyltransferase activity; snRNA binding. The transcript is spliced from 8 exons. The record is from RefSeq and is a predicted model, not a curated record. Gene Ontology annotation, biological process: snRNA modification. Lineage: Eukaryota; Metazoa; Arthropoda; Insecta; Coleoptera; Chrysomelidae. Bases 187 to 2286 code for a protein of 699 amino acids.
UCUGAAACUUUGGGUUCUGGUAGUCCUUGAUGUGUAGAACAAAAGACUCAAUGGGCGCAUAGCUCCAAACAAUCAUGGUUUUAAGAUAUAAGCCUCUGAAGUUAUGGGUACAGUGAGGACGUUUGAGUUGGAAUAAAUUCAUUUUCUCCAGAAUGGGUGACUCUGGAGAUAAAUUACAAAUCAGGUAUGUCUACUGCCCAAGUACAGAUGUUAAAUCCCCCGGCCGUGAAAACGGGCCAUAAGAAUCCAGUAAAACCUCCCAAUCCCAGUAAUCAAAACAAACGAAAAAACAAGCAUGACAGAAGCAGCAGAAAGAGGUCGAAGAGUUUUUCUGGGUGCGGCAUUAUCAUCAACCAGAAGCCUGUUUUACCUUCAAAAUUUUUACUUGGAGGAAAUAUUAAGGAUCCCCUUAAUUUGAACAGCCUACAAGAUGAGGAAAUAAACAGAGCCAUGAAUGCUGUAACACCAAAAUCGUCGCCGGUUCCCACUCCACCCAGGAAGAAGGGCCAACUCGAAGUGAUAAUCCCAAAAAAUAUUCAUGACCCUUUGAAUCUCAUAGACUGUGAUGACGAUGCUGAAUAUGAACAACAAUUAUGCUCGCCGAUUAAAAAGUCUAAGAAAAAGCGUUUGAAAAAACGUCGUACUAUGUCCGGUACCAUGGAUGUGUCUGACGUUACAGCUGACAUUAGUUCAACAACAGAAGCGAAAACACCAGAAUCCUCAGCAGAUUCUGCCAAAAUACCUGAAAUACCUGAGCCUGAAGAACAGGUGAUGCCAAGUCUCGAAGUCCCAUCUAUAUCUAACCCUAACCCAGAUGUACCUGUAGAUAUACCAAUUUCUGAUCCAUGUGUUGGUACUUCAACUAUGUUUUCUACCAUAGUACCCGCGCCAAUAAAGAAAGACAAAAGUAAGCGCAAGUCAGACGAUGGUCAUCACCUUGUGAAAAAAUUUAAAAAUAAUUCGAUGGAUAAGAUUGUGAGUCCGGUAGUACCUCAGCCUGGUGCAUGGUUAAAAAGAAGUAAUUCCAUUAACAAAUGGACUAAGCUGCGACAACAUCCUAAACUGCAGGGUACUGCGUUGCCACAAUUUAAGGAAAAGGAUAAGCAGUUUCAGUACGGAAACUACAACAGAUACUAUGGCUACAGAAAUCCUCAUAAUGAAACAGACCACAGACUGAGAGUUUUCUCCCACCAUCCAUAUCUUUUUGAAAACAAAGACAUUUUAGAUAUUGGCUGUAACAUAGGUCAUGUUACGCUUUCUGUAGCAAGAGAUUUUGGAGCUAAAUCGAUUGUAGGUAUAGACAUUGAUCAGAAAUUGAUUUCCAUUGCGAGAAAAAACGUAAAACAUUACGUCAAAAAGGAGGAUCCAAUACCGUCACCGAUAAGAAUUGGGGAGGGGCAGUCAGACGAGAACAAAAUAAAAAGUAGUGAGUUUUUUCCUAUUAGUAUGCCUAUAUUAUACGGAGCUAUUGACGUUCCAGGAUUUACGGACACACACAAUCGGAGCAGAGGGUUCCCCAAUAAUGUCACUUUUAAACAGUGUAAUUAUAUUCUGGAAGACGACAACCUCUUAGCUCUGGAGCAACCGCAGUUUGAUGUAAUCAUGUGUCUAAGUGUUACGAAGUGGUUUCAUUUGAACUGGGGAGAUGCUGGUUUAAAACAAGCCUACAGAAGAAUGUACGCGCAACUUAGGCCAGGAGGAAAACUCGUACUGGAACCACAGAACUGGGCUAGCUACAAAGGCAAGAAAAAGUUAACGGAAACAAUCUUCAAAAACUAUAACUCCAUCGAAUUUUUCCCAGAAAAGUUCAGGGAAUAUCUUUUGUCACCAGCUGUUGGAUUUGCUAAAGGCGAGAUUUUGGGCUAUCCUUUCCAUAAUGCCAAGGGUUUCCGAAGACCGAUUCAAGUUUUUACUAAAAGUACGAUGUUUCCUAGCGAGAGAGUGGAAGCUACACCAAAUAAUAUUACGCCAAGUAUUGUAGGUGCCUCGUCAGAUUCGUACAGGUUAAAAACAGAAAAAUAUGAAAACCCAAAUCAAGGCCCUUGCAUCGAACACGUCUAUACAGAUAUUUUUGACGGUAGAUACUGCGGUUGUACCGACGAUAAUCAAGACAUUAAUGAUAGGCUCGGUGAAGAUUUAAAAAAGAGUCAACAACCCGUGGCGAUGACUAGUGAAAGGACUAUAACGAGUGAGGAGGAUUAUCCGCGAGAAAGUCCUUGUUAUGCCCCUGUUGAUGUCGAUAGCGAGAAAAGUGAAAGUCAAGAAGUGUGGCCGGACAACACUUAAUACAAUAAUAACGAUUUUUUAUGAUUACAAAAUUUGUAAAUAAUGUCGAUAUUUUUUUAUUUUUGAAUUGAAAUUCUACGCUUUUUGUAUAUAUGUAUAUGCAUAACAAAAAUCCGACUUAGUUGGUAUGAAUUACAAUUUUUUUCUAAAAGAA